GACAAUCUAGUUUACAACGAUACCGAUUUAGAAGAGUACGACGACGAAAUGACUGAAGGUAAAAAUAUACCCACCACCCCAGGGUCCAGUGCCGAGGUACCCUUUCGCCGUAUGGGUGAAUUUCGCAAAACCUCACUGAGCAUCAAUCGUUUGGUUGGUGUUAUCGAUGAGGGCACCAAUGUUGUCAGUUUCUCCAUUUAUACCACUCCCGAUUUCAAAGAAAUUGCUGCUCAUCGCAUCGAGAAGCAAAUGAUUAGCGUUAAAGAUGGUUGGUUCGAACAGGAUCCUGUGGCCAUUAUCAAUAAUAUUUAUCGUUGUGCCGAGGUGGCGGUUAGUAUGCUACCCUCUUUGGGCUAUCGCAAAGAGGAUAUUUACACAAUUGGUAUAACAAAUCAGCGAGAGACUACUGUGGUGUGGGAUAGUGUAACGGGGAAACCACUCUACAAUGCCAUCGUUUGGAAUGAUAUUCGCACCACCAGCACCGUGGAUCAAAUAUUGGCUAAAAUUCCCGAACAAAAUAAAAAUCAUUUUAAAAAUAUUGUCGGUUUACCGGUGUCGCCAUAUUUUUCCGCUUUGAAAAUUCGCUGGCUAAAGGAUAAUGUACCGGCGGUGAGGAAGGCGUGUCGUGAGAAGCGUUGCAAAGCCGGAACAAUUGAUAGUUGGAUUGUGUGGAAUUUGACAAAAGGUUCUCUGCACAUAACCGAUGUAACAAAUGCCUCCCGAACACUCCUUAUGAACAUUGAAAGCCUUGAAUGGGACCCCCUAAUGUUGAAGACAUUUUCUAUACAUCAGGAAAUGCUACCAGAAAUUCGUAGCUGUUCCGAAAUCUAUGGCAAAGUAUGUGAUGAACGUUCGGUAUUGAAUGGUAUGCCCAUAAGUGGGAUACUCGGUAAUCAACAAGCCUCGCUGCUAGGACAAAUGUGCAUUAAACCGGGACAAACAAAGAACACCUAUCGUUCAGGAUGUUUCUUGCUAUGUAAUACCGGUUCAACUCCGGUAAUCUCCUCACGAGGUUUACUAACCACCGUUGCCUACAAACUUGGACCCAAUUCCACACCCAUCUAUGCUCUAGAAGGUGCUGUGGCCGUCGCGGGUCAUGCCUUGGAAUGGUUACAAAAUAAGGUGCGCAUUAUGCCAAAUGCUACCGAUGCUGAGAAAUAUGCCGAAUCGGUACAGACCACCGGUGAUGUGUAUUUUGUGCCAGCCUUUACGGGACUCUAUGCACCAUAUUGGCGCAAGGAUGCUCGUGGUAUGAUAAUUGGCCUAACACAAUUCUCCACCAAACAUCAUGUGGUGAGGGCAGCUCUGGAAGCUAUUUGUUUUCAGUCGCGUGACAUUUUGGAGUGCAUGUACAAAGAAGGUGGUUUCAAAUUCAAUAAACUGCAUGCCGAUGGCGCUUUGUCAUCGAAUAAUUUGCUAAUGCAACUGCAGGCCGAUACAGCUGGUGUGCCGGUAUUCCGUUCCCAACUACUCGACUCAACAGCCUUUGGGGCGGCGAUGUGUGCUGCCCAAGCCGAAGGUGUUGAACUGUGUAAAUUUGAUCCCGAGAAGAGGCAUUAUGAUAAUAUUUAUUAUGAUACCUUUUUACCCACCAGUACCGAAGAGGAGCGCAAACAUCGUUAUGGUAAAUGGAAAAAGGCGGUGGAACGUAGUUUCGAUUGGGUUGAUCGUGGCCAAUCGAAAACUAUGACCGAAGAACGUUAUCGUAUGCUGUCAUCAGUACCUGGUAGUUUAUUCAUCAUUACGACAUUUGCAAUGUUGGCUCAUUCUCUAAGAAAUGUUAGGGCGUAG
Messenger RNA from Musca vetustissima, 1791 nucleotides. It is a transcript of the gene Gk2, whose product is annotated as glycerol kinase. The record is from RefSeq and is a predicted model, not a curated record. Gene Ontology annotation, molecular function: glycerol kinase activity. Gene Ontology annotation, cellular component: mitochondrion. The transcript is spliced from 2 exons. Gene Ontology annotation, biological process: glycerol metabolic process; triglyceride metabolic process; glycerol-3-phosphate biosynthetic process. NCBI's taxonomy places the organism in Eukaryota, Metazoa, Arthropoda, Insecta, Diptera, Muscidae. Bases 49 to 1791 code for a protein of 580 amino acids.